AAACCUUCUUUUGGAGCUGUAAGUGGAUUGCUCGAAAUGAGAGAUUAAGUGUUGGGAGAAGAGGAAGCGCCCUGUGUUGUGUCUCCUCUGGCUGCUGACAUGAAGUGCUUUUUCCCAGUGCUGGGCUGUCUGGCGGUGCUGGGUGUGGUGUCAGCACAGCGGCAGGUCACCGUCCAGGAAGGACCCUUGUACCGCACGGAGGGCUCCCACAUCACCAUCUGGUGCAACGUGAGCGGCUUCCAGGGACCUUCGGAGCAGAAUUUCCAGUGGUCCAUUUACCUGCCCUCUGCCCCCGAGCGUGAGGUGCAGAUCAUCAGCACCAUGGACUCGUCCUUCCCUUAUGCCAUCUACACCCAGCGGGUCCGCAGUGGGAAGAUCUAUGUGGAGAGAGUGCAGGGAAACUCGGCUUUACUGCACAUCACCGACCUGCAGGCCCGGGAUGUGGGAGAGUACGAAUGCCACACGCCCAACACGGAUGAGCGAUACUUCGGGAGUUACAGCGCCAAGAUGGAUCUAGUGGUGAUCCCUGACACUCUGCAAACCACCGCCAUUCCCCAGACUUUGCACAGAGUGGAGCAGGACCCUCUGGAGCUGAGCUGUGAGGUGGCCACCGAGACAUUCCAGCACAGCCACCUGUCUGUGGCCUGGCUCCGACAGAGAGGCAGCGAGAGGCCCGUGGAGGUCAUUUCCCUGAGCCGAGACUUUGUGCUCCACUCCAGCAGCGAGUACGCCCAGAGACAGAGUCUCGGGGAGGUGCGACUGGACAAGCUGGGGAGGACCACGUUCCGCCUCACCAUCUUUCACCUGCAGCCCUCCGACCAGGGCGAGUUCUACUGUGAGGCUGCCGAGUGGAUCCAGGAUCCGGAUGGGUCAUGGUACGCCAUGACGCGGAAGCGUUCCGAAGGCACUAUAGUCAACGUCCAGCCCACUGACAAGGAGUUCACCGUUCGGCUGGAGACGGAUAAGCGCCUGUACACAGUGGGGGAGCCCGUGGAGUUCAGGUGCAUCCUGGAGGCGCAGAGCAUUCCCGACCGCUACUUUGCUGUCUCCUGGGCCUUCAACAGCUCGCUCAUUGCCAGUGUGGGGCCCAACGCUGUGCCAGUCCUCAACAGUGAAUUUGCCCACCGAGAAGCCAAGGGGCAGCUUAAAGUGGCCAAAGAGAGCGACAGCGUCUUUGUGCUGAAGAUCUACCACCUCCGCCAGGAAGACAGUGGGAAAUACAACUGCCGAGUAACAGAAAGGGAGAAAACAGUCACUGGGGAGUUCAUCGACAAGGAGAGCAAGCGCCCCAAGAACAUCCCUAUCAUAGUCCUCCCGCUCAAGAGCAGCAUCUCCGUGGAGGUGGCCAGCAACUCCAGCGUCAUCCUGGAAGGGGAGAACCUGCACUUCUCUUGCAGCAUCCGCACGGCAGGCAAGCAGCAGGGCCGUUUCUCUGUCAUCUGGCAGCUCGUGGACCGGCAGAACCGCCGCAGCAACAUCAUGUGGCUGGACCGAGAUGGCACCGUGCAGCCAGGAGCGUCCUAUUGGGAGCGAAGCAGCUUUGGGGGUGUCCAGAUGGAGCAAGUGCAGCCCAACUCGUUCAGCUUGGGUAUCUUCAACAGCAGGAAAGAGGACGAGGGCCAGUAUGAGUGCCACGUGACCGAGUGGGUGCGGGCAGUGGACGGCGAGUGGCAGAUAGUCGGGGAGCGCCGGGCCAGCACACCCAUCUCUAUCACAGCCCUCGAAACGGGCUUUGCGGUCACAGCCAUCUCGCGCACGCCGGGGGUCACCUACAGCGAGUCCUUUGACUUGCAGUGCAUCAUCAAGCCUCAUUACCCGGCCCGGGUCCCUGUGUCGGUGACGUGGCGCUUCCAGCCAGUGGGCACCGUUGAGUUCCAUGACCUGGUGACCUUCACCAGGGAUGGAGGAGUCCAGUGGGGGGACAGAUCCUCCACCUUCCGAACCCGAACAGCCAUCGAGAAGGCCGAGUCCAGCAACAACGUGCGCCUGAGCAUCAGCCGGGCCAGUGACACGGAGGCGGGCAAGUACCAGUGUGUGGCGGAGCUGUGGCGGAAGAACUACAACAACACGUGGACGCGGCUAGCGGAGAGGACCUCCAACCUGCUGGAGAUCAGGGUGCUGCAGCCAGUGACAAAGCUGCAGGUGAGCAAGUCCAAGCGUUCCCUCACCCUGGUGGAAAACAGGCCAAUUCAGCUCAGCUGCUCAGUCAAGUCACAGACCAGCCAGAACUCCCACUUCGCCGUGCUCUGGUAUGUGCACAAGCCCUCGGAUGCUGAUGGUAAACUCAUCCUCAAAACCACCCACAACUCUGCCUUCGAGUAUGGCACCUACGCCGAGGAGGAGGGCCUGCGUGGGCGGCUUCAGUUCGAGAGGCACGUGUACGGCGGCCUGUUCAGCCUCACUGUGCAGAGAGCUGAGGUCAGCGACAGUGGCAGCUACUACUGCCACGUGGAGGAGUGGCUGCUGAGUCCCAACUAUGCCUGGUACAAGCUUGCGGAGGAGGUUUCAGGGCGCACGGAAGUCACGGUGAAGCAGCCAGACAGCCGCCUGAAGCUCAGCCAAGCCCAGGGGAACCUGUCAGUGCUGGAGACCCAGCAGGUGCAGCUGGAGUGCACGGUCCUGAACCGCACCAGCCCGGCCUCCCAGCUCCUAGUGGAGUGGUUUGUUUGGAAGCCCAACCACCCAGAGCGGGAGACCGUGGCCCGCCUCAGCCGGGAAGCCACCUUCCACUAUGGAGAGCAGGCCGCCAAGAACAACCUGAAGGGGCGGUUGCACUUGGAAAGCCCGUCCCCCGGCGUGUACCGGCUCUUCAUCCAGAACGUGGCUGUGCAGGACAGCGGCACCUACAGCUGCCGCGUGGAGGAGUGGCUGCUCAGCCCCAGCGGCGUGUGGUACAAGCGUGCGGAGGACACUUCUGGACAGACAGCAGUCACAGUAAUGCGGCCAGAUGCCGCCCUGCAGGUGGACACAGUUGUCCCCAAUGCCACGGUGACCGAGAAGGCAGCUUUCCAGCUGGACUGCAGCAUUGUGUCUCGCUCGAGCCAGGACUCCCGCUUUGCUGUGGUCUGGUAUUCCCUGAGGACUAAAGCUGGAGGGAAAGGAGUCAGCCCUGGCCUGGAAGAAGAGGAAGAAGAGGGGGAGGAAGAGGAGGAAGACCCAACAGAUCGGACAGCCCUGCUGAGUGUGGGCCCAGAUGCCGUCUUUGGCCCAGAGGGCGGCCCCUGGGAAGGAAGGCUUCGCUUCCAGAGGGUCUCCCCACUGCUCUACCGGCUCACGGUGCUGCAGGCAAGCCCCCAGGACACCGGUAAUUACUCAUGUCGGGUGGAGGAGUGGCUGCCCAGCCCCCAGAAAGAGUGGUACCGGUUGACGGAGGAGGAGUCUGCCCCCAUCGGCAUCCGCGUCCUGGACACAAGUUCUACCCUCCAGUCCAUCAUCUGCUCCAAUGACGCCCUCUUCUACUUCAUCUUCUUCUACCCCUUCCCCAUCUUUGGCAUCCUCAUCAUCACCAUCCUGCUGGUGCGCUUCAAGAGCCGGAACUCCAGCAAGAACUCGGAAGGGAAGAACGGGGUGCCCCUGUUGUGGAUCAAGGAACCACACCUCAACUAUUCCCCCACCUGCCUGGAGCCCCCUGUGCUCAGUAUCCACCCGGGAGCCAUAGACUAAGGAGGAGGCCCCCCUUUGGACACCACCGUGGAGGGGUUGGGGCUGCCCCUCACUCCCUCUUUCUCUGUGAUCGAACAGUUGGCAGCACUCAAACUCUGGAGUGCCCACGCAGAAAAUGGUCAGACUUGACAAGUUUGAAAAGUUUCCGAUGAGUCACAGAGACGGGCUGCCUUCAGCUGGCGGUUGGUUGGUUCGCUGUUGCACACAGAUGUCGUGAUGCUGCCGUUAUAGGUUUCUUGUUUUGUUCUUGGUAAUGUAGUGAGUAGCUCCAGGUGCCUCGUCUACUCACAGAUUUAUAUAGUAUUCUCAGCUAGAUGUUACAGGGGUUCUUAUUCUUUGUAAUGUACUCUUUUUAAAGCCCAUGGGUUUACCCAUUUGGAUUUCGUAAUGUCGUGGACAAUCUCUUCACAAAUAACCAAUCACAAAAGGAAGGAGGAGCUUUAUGGUGGCCAGGAAUCGCUUCCAAGCUGUUUGGGUUUUGCACACUUGAAAAUGCCACCCACGUUUCAGAACACACCCAAACUUUUUUUUUUUACUUUUCAUAAUGAAACUUGAAAAUUAUGUGUAGUGUUGAACCCAGUUUGUAUUUUAUCUUUCCUCUCAGCCAGAGUUGUUGAAACCACUUUGUAGUCAAGAUGAAAGUGUCGAACUCUGCUUCAAAGAGCUGUGUGUGUACAAGGGACAUGCUGCGUAACCCCAGCAGGAGUGGACCCUGCCGGCCAGCCUGUCUGUCCAGGAGGCACAAAAGGCUUCAUCUCAACCUUGCCAAGAAAAAAAAAAUAAGAAAACUUUCUCAGAGAACAGGUCACAAGCUUCAGACAGCACACGCUUCGGAGCCGAAGUGGGCAGAGAGCUGUAUUCAGCAGCUG
This is a messenger RNA of Elephantulus edwardii (Cape elephant shrew), 4532 nucleotides long. It is a transcript of the gene IGSF3, whose product is annotated as immunoglobulin superfamily, member 3. NCBI's taxonomy places the organism in Eukaryota, Metazoa, Chordata, Mammalia, Macroscelidea, Macroscelididae. The record is from RefSeq and is a predicted model, not a curated record. Bases 100 to 3663 code for a protein of 1187 amino acids. The transcript is spliced from 10 exons.